Molecule: messenger RNA, 1415 nt
Organism: Aspergillus welwitschiae
Lineage: Eukaryota; Fungi; Ascomycota; Eurotiomycetes; Eurotiales; Aspergillaceae
Gene: pex14
Product: putative peroxisomal membrane anchor protein (Pex14)
Exons: 5
Coding region: 130-1242 (370 amino acids)
Biological process (GO): protein import into peroxisome matrix, docking
Cellular component (GO): peroxisomal importomer complex; peroxisomal membrane
Molecular function (GO): signaling receptor binding
Source: RefSeq, a predicted model, not a curated record
CUUGUGUCUCUCUCUCCCCUUCUCCUCAUUGUCCCUUUUCCUUAGAUUCCUCCCCCAACGCUCCUCCUCGCUAAGAAUAACCCUGAUUCCACCCAGUUAGAGCUAUCGCUCCUGGGAAAGUUGCCCAUCAUGGUUCGCGAGGAGCUUAUCUCCUCUGCUGUCACCUUCCUCCAAGAUCCGUCUGUCGCCGCCUCGCCAAUUGAGAAGCGAGUCGCAUUCCUCCAGUCAAAGAACCUGACUAAAGAAGAGAUCGAUGUUGCGCUUGCCCGAGCAGGUGAAGAUCCGUCCACAGCAGCUGCCGCUGUAACCGCAUCAUCUGGUUACCAAUCAGCCCCUCAACAAGCUGUCUACCGACCUCCUCCUCCACCUGCUGCAGGCUAUGGAUAUCCUCCCUAUGGUCAAUGGCAGGCUCCGCCAGAGCCUCCGAAGCGGGACUGGCGUGACUGGUUCAUUAUGGCUACGGUGAUGGGAGGAGUAGGUUACGGACUCUACACGAUCACCAAGCGCUACAUUUCGCCCUUAAUCGCACCUCCCACUCCACCCCAGCUAGAACAAGACAAAGAACACAUUGAUGAGCAAUUCAAUCGCGCAUUUGCCCUGAUCGAACAGCUGUCCACAGAUACAGCCGCACUGAAGUCGGCGGAGGAGACGCGCACAGAACGGCUAGAUACCGCCCUUCGCGAGGUAGAGAACCUCGUUUCUGACAUGAAGAACGCCUCGCGACGGAGGGACGACGAGACCCGUCGUAUCAGCGACGAAGUCAAGUCGCUGAAGGAUGCCAUCCCCAAGGCGCUGGAAGGUGCUCGGGAAGGCAACGAGACACGGUUGAAGGAGCUUGGAGCUGAAUUGAAGAGCCUGAAGGUCUUGCUGGGCAAUAGACUUGGUGGCAGCGGCAACAACGCCACCUCUCCUGCCCCUGGACGGUUCAGCGGUAUGAACAUCCCAACUGCUUCUCGGCCUGCGGAGGAAACAACUCCCGCCGCGGCGGCCCCGGUCAAUGGUACGCCCGCCGCGCCAGCAUCAACUGAGCAGCCCUCCCAAUCGGCACAGCCAACCCCGAGCCCCAGCACCCCCUCGAUGAGCAACAGCCCUCUAUCGCAGCUGGGCCGCUCUGCUUCCAUCCCAGCCUGGCAGAUGGCUGCUGCCAACCGCUCCAAGACCGCUUCUCCCUCGACCCCUUCCACCAGCACCCCGGACAACACAACUGGCGCGGCUCCUGAGUCGAGCGCCCCGGCCAGCUGAACGCAUACCAGAUAUACUUCUCCCAGUGAUGUGCACUGUCCCAAGCCAUGUAAUUAGAUGGAGGUUAUCGAACGAACUUUACGCAUGAGAUGUCUAGGCGUUUCUGAAUGGUGCGGAGGAUGUACAAUAUGUAGCACGUGAAAGUACCAUGUCGCAAUAAAGACCACCAAUAG